Ambispora gerdemannii is the source of this 1146-nucleotide messenger RNA. NCBI's taxonomy places the organism in Eukaryota, Fungi, Glomeromycota, Glomeromycetes, Archaeosporales, Ambisporaceae. The record is from the annotation of a GenBank genome assembly.
AUGGCAUCCACAUUCGUAGAGUUAUGUCUCCAUGAGAUAUUCAAACAUUUUGCCGUAUCAGAAGAUAGCAACGAAUUCAAUUGUAACAGACAACAACUAUUUCACUUUGCAUUAGUGAACCGUCAUUGGUGUAAUACAGCAAUUCCAUUAUUAUGGAGACGACCGUUUCCUUUGAUCUCGGAAAAAGCUAGCGCAAUAUUUAUUUCGACGCUAUUAAAUUGCUUUGAUAAGGAUGAACAAGAAUCAAGACCAUUAUUUCAAUAUAAUAUUUUUAUUAAACAGUUAUCUUUGGGAUCUUUAUCAGUGGCAAUUUUUAAUUGGACAAACUCAGAAUGCUAUCAUAAUCAUAAUAAACAAGAAUCACGAAAAAAUGAUCCACCGAAAAGUCUCCUUGGAAAACUUAAAACGAUUCGCCUUAAUCGAUCAAAAUCAAAACGCUAUCACAAUCAACAAGAAUCGCAAAAGAAUUAUAACCCGGAAAGUCUCCUUGAAACAUUUAAAGCGAUUUGCCAUAAUUUGAUUGAUAGCACAACGAAUACUUUCCUUGAAAUCGAAUUUAAAGAUUGCAACUACAAUUAUAAUAUAUUCCAAAUACCAAAUUCAAAAACAUCAUUAGAACAAUUACGUUCUUUAACAAUCUCCUUAACUGAUAGUGCAGAACUUCUAGAAUCAACAUCAAAAACUUGCCCUAAUCUAUCUACCCUUGAAAUUAUUUUCUCGCUAUCAUUAUUUUCAGAAACUUGUCAACUAUUAUCAUACCUUAGCUCUUUUACAAAUUUAAAAUUUCUAAGAAUCGAUUGUGGCACUUAUAUUGGUGACCAAUUUAUUAAUGAACUUGGUAAAAAUUUAUCCAAAAGAUUGGAAACUUUUUCAAUUAAAGGAUAUUUAAAAUUUUCUGCAGAUUCUCUCAAAUUGUUUUUGCAUGGAGCAAAAGGAAUACAUUUCAAAUCUUUGGAAUUCCCAUAUUCACAUAUUUCGGACGAGCAUGUAGAAAUCAUUUUGGAAGCUAUAAAUGAUCCAAACUUGGAUGUUUUAAUUCAACAAAUCGAAGCUCCUUUGACAAGCAAUCAGUUGAAGAAAUGUAAAGAUCACGGAAUCGCAUUAAAGAAUACAUGUAGUUGCAUUACGUGCGAAUUUGUAAGUUAA